Molecule: messenger RNA, 1346 nt
Organism: Ananas comosus (pineapple)
Lineage: Eukaryota; Viridiplantae; Streptophyta; Magnoliopsida; Poales; Bromeliaceae
Product: protein ODORANT1-like
Exons: 2
Coding region: 193-918 (241 amino acids)
Source: RefSeq, a predicted model, not a curated record
GGUAGGUAGUCGUGGUGGUCGUGGUCGUCGUGGUGGUGAUGCGUUCGUGCGCGAAAGGAAGAACAAGAGAGAAUCAGUAGUAGUAGUAGCAAUAUUAUUCCGAAGAAAACAACAACAACAACAACAACAACAACAAAAGAUACAAAACGAAGUAAGCAGUAGGGGCAGUGGUUAAUUGGAAGGGCGUAAUUGAUGGGGCGGCAGCCGUGCUGCGACAAGCUGGGGGUGAAGCGGGGGCCGUGGACGGCGGAGGAGGACAAGAAGCUGAUCGGCUUCCUGCUCACCCACGGCCACUGCUGCUGGCGCGCCGUCCCGAAGCUGGCCGGCCUGCUGCGAUGCGGGAAGAGCUGCCGCCUGCGCUGGACCAACUACCUGCGGCCCGACCUCAAGCGCGGCCUGCUCACCGACGCCGAGGAGCAGCUCGUCAUCGACCUCCACGCCCGCCUCGGCAACAAAUGGUCCAAAAUUGCUGCAAAAUUGCCUGGAAGAACUGAUAACGAAAUAAAGAAUCACUGGAACACGCACAUCAAGAAGAAGCUCAUAAAGAUGGGCAUAGACCCUGUCACCCACCAGCCACUCAACAAAAAGGCUAGCCCGACAACGUCGCGGUCGACUGCCACCACCGAAUCUAAGUCCGACAAUCAAAAGUCCACUUCUCACAGCGAUGAAGGGCGAACCGGCUCAUCGCAAAACCACUCGAGUCCACCGGAUCAAGCUAGCUCGAAGACGUGCCACGACCAACUAGCUAGCUCUCUAUGGGAAGAUGAUCUACCUAUUGUUGAUGACUCAUGGUUACUUCAACCUAGUGAAGAGGAUUAUAGUAGUCUCAUGGGACCGUCGCCGUGGGACGGGAACUGCGAAUGGCUACUUGAAUUUGAUCAUGAUCUUGGCUUAGGGGACUCAGGAGUGUUCCACUAGGUUGUAGGAAAAAGAAAAGAUAAAAAAAAAGGCAAGGCAAAUUGGUGGAGUUGUGUUUGUGUUAAGUAUAAAUAUGAAUAGAACCAUCAAAGUGUAUAUUAUCAACUAAUAAGUUUGUAUGAGAGAGCUAGGUUUGAUCAUGGAUUCCAAACAAUAAUUUAAGGGAAUUGGAUCACAUGAGACACCUAGCUCAACACUCAUUAAAAGGUUCCUUGUAUUCUUGAGUCCAAUUCUUGUGGUGUAUAGUGUAGUGUGUACCCUUUAAGAAAAAGGGUGUGAGUUUGCUUGUGGAACUUUAGUGUGUGUCCAAAGGUAGAUAAUGUUGCAAGUGGGUAAGUUUUAUAAUACUGAGCACAUUACAUACUUGAUUUACUAAAUGAACAGUUAAGAUCUAUAAUGUUUAUAAUAUAAUUUUUCAAUUUGUAUUA